Arachis duranensis is the source of this 1845-nucleotide messenger RNA. RefSeq names its product dehydration-responsive element-binding protein 2C. NCBI's taxonomy places the organism in Eukaryota, Viridiplantae, Streptophyta, Magnoliopsida, Fabales, Fabaceae. Gene Ontology annotation, molecular function: transcription cis-regulatory region binding; DNA-binding transcription factor activity. The record is from RefSeq and is a predicted model, not a curated record. Gene Ontology annotation, cellular component: nucleus. Gene Ontology annotation, biological process: response to stress; positive regulation of DNA-templated transcription.
UUGAAUCCUGUAUUAGCUAAACUCAAACAUACUCUCUCUCUCGCUACACACUCAUAAUUAUUGACAAGAAGAUAAACACAAAAACGACGAGGCGUUUUGAUAACAAAGAACAGAAGCGAAGUAAAGAAGAAAAAAAAUUAUAAAGUAAAAGAAGAAAAAGAAGUGAAAUCCCUAGUUUCUAUUCCCAGGAUUCAGCUUCGUCAGAUCUAAGCAGAUUGGAGAUUAAUCGGUUACUUAGCGUUGGAACAUUGUUGAAUCGUUUGAGCUUUGCAUAACCAUUGGAACUAAGAACUCUGAAGGUGAUUGGUUUGAAAUGGGGACUUAUGAUCAAGGUUCUAAUAAUAUCAGUCUAGUACCCUUGGACUCUUCUAGAAAGAGGAAGAGUAGGAGUAGAAGAGACGGGUCUAGGUCUGUGGCUGAGACACUGCAAAAGUGGAAGAAAUACAAUGAGAAUCUCCAGUCUGGUAAAGAGGAAGGUAAGCCUACUCGAAAGGCUCCGGCGAAGGGUUCGAAGAAAGGGUGCAUGAAAGGGAAAGGAGGACCCCAAAAUUCACAGUGUAACUAUAGGGGUGUUAGGCAGAGGACAUGGGGAAAAUGGGUUGGCGAGAUUAGGGAGCCAAACAGAGGGAGUAGGCUUUGGUUGGGUACUUUCUCCACCGCCGAAGAAGCUGCCUUAGCUUAUGAUGAAGCUGCUAGGGCCAUGUAUGGUUCUAGUGCAAGGCUAAACUUUCCACACAUAACGGAUUAUAGUUCUAUCAAGGAAUCGACGAAGGAUUCUUCAACGGCUACAACUACUUCCUGUUCUAGUUCUUCGGCUGCAACUCCUGCUGCUUCCGACACGACUACUGUAUCAAAUCAUUCGGAGGUUUGUGCCUUUGAGGAUGUAAAGGAGCAAGUGCAAGUUGGCAAGGUGAAUGGUACUGUUGUUGCCUGUCAUAAGGCUUAUGAUUCUGUUGCUUCCCCUACUAGCAAGGUGAAGCAAGAGCUACUGGAGGAGCCUGAAGUUCUCACGGAUCCUGGGGGAGUUGAAAUCCAGAAUUUACCUCGUGAUGAGGGACAAGUUGCCAUGGGUGAUGUAAAUAAAGAUCAGAUGGACUUGUCCUGGAUUGAUAAUUUUGACUUUGAAGGUGGUGAUUACUUGAAGAACUUCUCCGUGGAUGAGCUAUUUCAGGUGGACGAGCUUUUGGGGGAUAUAGACAAAAAUCCAAUUGAGGACUCUUCAUUGAUGCAAGCCUUGGAUUUUGGUCAAAUGGAUAAAGGUCUGGAUUUUAGUCAAAUGAAUUUCCCUGAUGACAGCAGUCAUCAGGCUGACAUCCCUUCCAGCUAUUUGUAUCAAUUGGAGAAUCCGGAUGCCAAGUUCUUAGGAAGUUUGCCCCAUGUGGAACAAAUUCCAUCAGAUGCUGAUUAUGGAUUGGAUUUCCUAAAAGCCGAAGAACCGGAGAACUGCAACAAUGGCGGGGAGCAAGAACAUCGUUUUAUCGAUUUGAAAUGCCUGAACAAUGAUCCAAAAGGGAAUAAUGCAAACGUUGAAGGAUGAUUAGAGAAAAGGAUGCGUUGAGAGUUUUGUUAAGGAUGUCGGAUUUCCUCACGGUCUGCGCAACGUGCCGCUUCCUCGACUAGCUCCAUCAGCAUCGGUGGGUUUGCUAGUUACGUAGCUUUUCAUAAAAGAGAACUAGGAUAUAUGUCUUCUCUCUAUGGUCACUUGUUUGCUUUUGUUUUUGUAGGCUAAUUCUCUGGUAUUUUAAGAAUGGAGAAUUUAGCUGAUGGCAUUUGUUAAUUUUUUUUUUAGUCUUUUUUGUUUGGGUUUUUGGAAUCGAUCUUCAUGGAUGAAGCUGAGGAAUAGGG